CAUCAGUAAGCGUCGAACGCAACAAAACAAUGGCUGCCUUAGUUCGUUCGCUUGUCGUGAUCCUUCUGGCACUCUCGUUCUCCUCGUUCACGCCAACUGUAAAGGCAGCCUCGUGCACUAUUAAUUCAUAUGAUGAAGUAUCAAGCGUUGUGGCAAGUUGUACUGAUAUUACCGUCGGUAGUUUUACAGUACCAGCCGGAGAAAGUUUGAUAAUGAACAUGCAAGAUGGUACAUAUCUUACUUUCACUGGUUUAAUCAAAUUCGAGCAUUCAAACUGGAAUGGUCCACUCGUGCAGCUUAGGGUUACCAACGGUGUUAUCAAAGGAGACAGUAACCACUUAUUCCAUGGUCAGGGAGAAUCUUACUGGGGUAACACUGGUACUAAGCCACUGUUUAUGUACAUCAACGUCGUACACACUGGCGUCUAUGGAUUCAAAAUUAAAAAUUGCCCGGAAAGGUGCGUCGGAAUCGACGGUUCCAGAAAUUCUGUGUUUGGUAACUUUAUUAUCGACAAUGCGGAUGGUGUUAAUUUGGCACGUAAUACAGAUGGUUUUGACGUGGCGAAAUCCUCCGGAAUCACUCUCAAAGACACCACCGUGACUAAUCAAGAUGAUUGUGUGGCUAUUAACUCGGGUUCAGAUAUUUUAGUGGACAACUUUGUGUGUACCGGUAGUCAUGGGUUCGACAUUGCUGCUGGUCAGGAUCUCAACAACGACAAUUUCGUUACAAACGUUACUUUCCAGAAUUCGAUAUUGGUUGAUUCAAUGGUUGGGUUGAGCAUGUUAUCAGUAGUCGAUGGUGGAACUGGAGAAAUCAGUAAAAUAACUUAUAACAAUAUUAAAAUUCAGGGUGCUUCCGACUAUGGCAUAAUGUUCCAUCAAGACUUCUCCAACUCGGGGCAAGGUUCGACCGGUAAACCCGUUGGCACGGUAGUAUUUUCUGAUAUUACUUUAAAUGAUAUUGUUGGAUAUGUCAAUGGGCAAUACUCUGCGGGAGUUGUUCUGAGAUGUGCGGAGGGUUACUGUAAGAAUUUCAAUUUCAACUAUGUUGACAUCACUGGAGGAAAGUCUCCCGACGAGUGUAGCAUUCAACCGAACGGAUACACCUGCCAUUAGUUUUGACUUAUUGUAAAUAUA
Molecule: messenger RNA, 1136 nt
Organism: Cylas formicarius (sweet potato weevil)
Lineage: Eukaryota; Metazoa; Arthropoda; Insecta; Coleoptera; Brentidae
Exons: 4
Coding region: 30-1115 (361 amino acids)
Biological process (GO): pectin catabolic process
Cellular component (GO): extracellular region
Molecular function (GO): polygalacturonase activity
Source: RefSeq, a predicted model, not a curated record